This is a messenger RNA of Camelina sativa (false flax), 2501 nucleotides long. Lineage: Eukaryota; Viridiplantae; Streptophyta; Magnoliopsida; Brassicales; Brassicaceae. The record is from RefSeq and is a predicted model, not a curated record.
CACCACCAUAUAUGCUUACUAGUGAAGAAAGACAGAUUCUUGAUUCUAUUUCAUCGUUGGAGAAUUGGUAACUUACAGAUGUUUUGAGAUUCUUCAAAGACUUUAAUGAGUGUUUUAACAGUGACUUGAAAGACUUUGCAUACCGUGAAAUGUGGAAGGAAAGAAAGAAAAUGAAAAGUAUUGAGAAACCCAAUCGUUGAAUCCUUGAAGCUUCCCUCAGCUACAUCAUUAUACUUCUGGAAUUAGAUGCCAUAAUAAUAUUGUUUAAGCUGGUUUUUUGGAAAGUGAGGUUUUUCAACAUGAGUCUCUUGGCUGAGAAUAUAUGGAAAAGGAAGAGGAAAGCUAAGAGCACUGAGCAAAAAGAGGCAUACCACUAUAAUUAUAAUAAAGUAUGGAAGAAAAAAAGAACGAUUUAUAUUUGAUUUAUGAGUAUGAAGAUCAUGCCAAAUAUGCAGGACUUGCUAUUUAACUAAACUGCAGGAACUUUUUGAAGAGAAUCCAGGAGCUGAAAUAUAUAAAUAGAGAUUGGCUGGUGUGAUUGUGAAGUAUCUUGUCGCCUUUUCUUGAGCUGAGAUUUUCAUUUUGGGAAUACAAAGACCUGGGAUGAAGAAAGAUAUGGGGAGAUACAAAAUGGGUUUGUGUUUCAGUGACAAGCUCAGAAUGAACAGAGGAUCCCCACCCCCGGAUGUAGUGACAGCGUUUGUAGAGUAUACCGAGGGGAGAAACCACCUGAUGGCAGAGCAGCUAUGUCGGUUCUUGGUUGAGGUGCAAGGGGAGACUGAGGUGCCGAUUUCAGAUGCAGAGAAGAUCAUAGAAAGAAUCACAUGUGCAAGACAUCAUAUUACUAAGUUUUUGAGGCAUACGCUGAACCUUGAUGAUUUCUUCAGUUUCUUGUUUUCAGAUGAUAUGAAUCAUCUAAUUGAUAGUAAGGUGCAUCAAGACAUGAAGUCUCCCUUGUCCCACUAUUUCAUUUACACAAGCCACAACUCGUAUCUGACUGGGAAUCAGAUCAACAGUGAAUGCAGUGAUGUACCUCUCAUUAAGGCAUUAAAGAGAGGUGUUCGAGCUCUUGAACUUGAUCUGUGGCCUAACUCUACUAAAGACGACAUACUUGUUCUCCACGGCUGGGCAUGGACACCUCCAGUGGAUCUGAUCAAAUGCUUGAAAUCUAUUAAAGAUCAUGCCUUUUCUGCAUCUGCAUACCCUGUGAUUUUAACUUUGGAAGAUCAUUUGACCCCAGAUCUUCAAGCCAAAGCAGCUGAGAUGAUGAAAGAGGUAUUCAUGGAUAUGCUGUAUUUUACUGAGUCUGACGGUUUAAAAGAGUUCCCGUCACCAGAAGAUCUCAAGUAUAGAGUUGUUGUAUCUACAAAGCCUCCUAAACGGAACUGUGAAAAGGACAAGAAUUCUGAGUCAGAUGUAUCAGGAAAGGCGUCAUCAGAUGUUUCAGUAGACCGAGUAGAUGAUGAGAAGACCGAGGAAGAAACAAGCGAGGCUAAAAAUGAAGAGGUAGGAUUUGAUAAAGAAUCCAGCAACUUGGAUUUCGUCACCUACAGUCGCCUGAUAGCUAUUCCUUCUGGAAAUGCUAAAAAUGGAUUGAAGGAAGCACUUACUAUUGAUAAUGGUGGAGUUAGAAGACUGAGCUUGAGAGAGCAGAAGUUCAAGAAAGCCACUGAAAUUUAUGGAACCGAAGUCAUGAAAUUCACACAGAAGAAUCUGUUGAGGAUAUAUCCAAAGGCCACACGAGUAAAUUCCUCAAACUACAGGCCCUACAACGGUUGGAUGUACGGAGCUCAAAUGGUUGCUUUCAACAUGCAGGGAUAUGGAAGAGCUCUCUGGAUGAUGCAUGGUAUGUUCAGAGGGAAUGGUGGAUGCGGGUACGUGAAAAAACCGGAGUUUACGAUGAACAAUGGUCUCCGUGGAGAAGUGUUUGACCCUAAAGCGAAAUUACCCGUAAAGACAACUCUGAAAGUGAAAGUUUACAUGGGAAAAGGAUGGGACUCAUGUUUCCAACGAACUUGUUUCAACACUUGGUCUUCUCCUAACUUCUACACAAGGGUGGGGAUAACAGGAGUAAGAGCUGAUAAGGUAAUGAAGAAAACAAAGAAAGAAGACAACACUUGGGAGCCUUUCUGGGACGAGGAGUUUGAGUUUCAGCUAACAGCACCCGAGCUUGCCUUGCUCAGAAUUGAAGUUCACGACUAUAACAUGCCAGAGAAGGACGAUUUCUCAGGCCAGACAUGUUUGCCUGUGACAGAACUGAGACAGGGCAUACGUUCUGUUCCAUUGUAUGAUCGCAAAGGCGAGAGACUAGUUUCAGUUACACUUCUCAUGCGGUUUCAGUUUGUUUAAAAACAAAGCUUCCUUCCUUGUUAUUAUCAUCCAGAGAGUUUGUACUUUUGUAGUCUAGAGACUUUAGCAAAUCAAUGAUCAACUACAUUUCUCACAAUUUGUAGUGUUGACUUUUUGCUUAACUUUUUAAGUGGUUCUUUUUGUAUUUUUAA